CCUCACAACCCAACGAAAACAUAACCCCUAAACAAAACAACUAAUUUUUGUGAUAGCGAUUCCAAUCGUUUUUCAUAUUUUUUAUUCCGUAUCAAAAUGUUGUUUUUGUGAGCCUUGUUCAUAGUGUCUUUAAAUUCUGCGUCGCCUACUGUCCGUUUUAAUUUCACCACAAUGGACAGAGUGGACAUAUUUUUCAAUGAGGAAGACUUACAGUAUGAAGAGGAAAUCCUUAGAAAUCCUUACUCAGUAAAACAUUGGUUGAGGUACAUUGACCACAAGAAAGAAGGACCUAAGUCAUCAAUAAAUAUAAUCUAUGAAAGGGCUUUAAAAGAGCUGCCUGGGAGCUACAAAUUAUGGUACAGCUACUUGAAAGUAAGAAGAAAACAAGUGAGGAAACUUUGUAUCACAGAUCCAGGCUUCAAGGAUGUCAAUAACUGUUUUGAAAGAGCCCUUGUAUUUAUGCAUAAGAUGCCUAGAAUUUGGCUUGAUUAUUGUGAAUUUCUAAUUAGUCAGAAACAAAUUACUACGACAAGGAGGGUGUUCGAUCGAGCUUUGAGAGCAUUACCAAUUACUCAGCACCAUCGAAUUUGGCCUCCUUAUUUAGAGUUUGUUAAGAGCUACAACAUAACCGAAACAGCACUUCGGGUUUUCAGGAGGUAUCUAAAGCUUUGUCCUGAAAACACCGAAGACUACAUUGAUUAUCUAAUCUCUAUAGAUAGUUUAGAUGAGGCAGCAACCAAACUGGCUGAAAUAGUAAAUAAGGAAAAUUUUGUAUCAAAACAUGGUAAAUCUAAUCAUCAAUUGUGGAAUGAGUUGUGUGAACUGAUGUCGAAAAAUCCUCAGAAAGUCAGAUCUCUAAAUGUAGAUGCAAUCAUCCGUGGAGGACUAAGGCGAUACACCGAUCAAUUAGGACAUCUAUGGAACUCGUUGGCUGAUUAUUAUGUGCGCAGUGGUCUUUUUGAACGAGCAAGAGAUAUUUAUGAAGAAGCAAUUCAAACUGUGCUGACAGUCCGUGAUUUUACACAAGUGUUCGAUGCUUAUGCUCAUUUUGAAGAACUCACUCUGAGUAAAAGGAUGGAAGAAAUUUCAGAAAAGGAGGAACCUACAGAAGAAGAGAAUGUAGAAAUCGAAUUGAAAAUGGCGCAGCUGGAAUAUCUUAUUGAAAGGCGGCCUCUUCUCCUCAAUUCUGUGCUGCUUCGUCAAAAUCCUCACAAUGUCCAUGAGUGGCAUAAAAGAGUCAAAUUGUACGAAGGCAACCCUCAUCAGAUCAUCAACACCUAUACAGAAGCAGUUCAGACUGUUGAUCCCAAGCUAGCUGUUGGCAAAUUGUUCACAUUAUGGGUCUCAUUUGCCAAAUUUUAUGAUGAAAACGGUCAAGUUGAUGAUGCAAGGCUUAUCUUUGAGAAAGCAACCCAAGUUCCGUACACCAAAGUUGAUGAUUUAGCUUCAGUUUGGUGCGAGUGGUGUGAAAUGGAGAUCAAACACGAAAACUAUGAUGAGGCUGUAAAAUUGAUGCAGAGAGCGAUAGCAAUGCCGGAGCAUAAAGUUGCUUACCAUGAUGAGACUGAAACAGUUCAAAAGCGACUUUAUAAAUCACUAAAAGUGUGGUCAAUGUAUGCAGAUUUGGAGGAAAGUUUCGGGACCUUCAAGUCUUGCAAAUCUGUCUACGAUAGAAUAAUUGAUCUGAAGAUUGCAACACCUCAGAUCAUCAUCAACUAUGGUGUUUUUCUUGAAGAACAUAAUUACUAUGAAGAGGCUUUCAAGGCCUAUGAGAAGGGUAUCACAUUGUUUAAAUGGCCAAAUGUUUACGAUAUCUGGAACACAUACCUUACCAAAUUCCUGAAGCGGUACGGUGGUAAAAAGUUGGAACGAGCGAGAGAUCUCUUUGAGCAAUGCCUUGAAAGUUGCCCGCAAAAGUUUGCAAAGCCACUGUAUUUACUGUAUGCUAAACUUGAAGAGGAACAUGGUUUGGCCCGGCACGCAAUGGCUGUUUAUGACCGAGCAGUAACGGCAGUUUUGCCUGAAGAGCAAUUUGAGCUUUUCAACAUAUACUUAAAGAAAGCAGCAGAAAUAUAUGGCGUUCCCAAAACGAGACAAAUUUAUGAGAAAGCCAUUGAAGUCCUCACCGAUGAAAACGCUCGAGAAAUGUGCUUAAGAUUCGCAGAGAUGGAAACCAAAUUAGGAGAAAUAGACAGAGCAAGAUCAAUAUAUGCUCAUUGCAGCCAAAUCUGUGAUCCAAGAGUGACAAGUACAUUCUGGCAGACGUGGAAAGAAUUUGAGGUCCGUCAUGGCAACGAAGAUACUUUGAGAGAAAUGUUGCGUAUUAAACGCAGUGUCCAAGCCACUUACAAUACUCAGGUGAACAUGAUGUCAGCUCAGAUGCUGUCUGCAAAUACUGCUGCCACUGGCACUGUGGCUGACUUGACUCCUGGCAUAAAAGACGGGAUGCGCCUGCUGGAAGCAAACGCAGCAGCAGAACCACCGCAGCCGAAAGGAGGCAACAUCCUGUUUGUACGUGGAGAAACUCAAGGCGCAGGGGAAGACAGGAUUGUCAACCCUGAAGAGAUCAAGCUGGACGAUGAUUACUCAGACGAGGAGGAUGAGGAAGAAGAGAAAGAGAUGGAGAAUAUUGAUAGGGAUGACGAUAUUGAUGAUGAUGAUGAUAAUUCAGAUGAAAAUGAAGAGGAGGAGGAAGAACUCCCUAUUGAAAAGAAGAAUAUUCCUUCAGAAGUUUUUGGCAGCUUGGGAAAAGGCGGACAGAUUGGAAACUAAGAAAACAUAAUUAAUAAUUGAUGAUUGAAAGAAUUUGUGAAUAUUUCUUUCUUAGUCUAGAGAUCUCUUAAAUAUUGUCUUCAGACUCAAUUAAGAUGUGUUUAAAUCUCCUCCUGUACUUUAGCUCAGAUUGUGUAAUAUAUUGUAAAUAUUAGGGUCCCAUAUCUAGGAAAGUAAAAAAUUAAAUUUUGACAUUAUUUUUACAAAAACUUAAA
Bemisia tabaci is the source of this 2987-nucleotide messenger RNA. RefSeq names its product Pre-mRNA-splicing factor SYF1 fand (gene fand). The record is from RefSeq and is a predicted model, not a curated record. NCBI's taxonomy places the organism in Eukaryota, Metazoa, Arthropoda, Insecta, Hemiptera, Aleyrodidae. Gene Ontology annotation, cellular component: Prp19 complex; post-mRNA release spliceosomal complex; U2-type catalytic step 2 spliceosome. Gene Ontology annotation, biological process: mRNA splicing, via spliceosome; generation of catalytic spliceosome for first transesterification step. Gene Ontology annotation, molecular function: protein binding.